Messenger RNA from Sungouiella intermedia, 1032 nucleotides. The record is from the annotation of a GenBank genome assembly. NCBI's taxonomy places the organism in Eukaryota, Fungi, Ascomycota, Pichiomycetes, Serinales, Metschnikowiaceae.
AUGUCAGUGUCAGACUUCGUGGCUUCAGCUACAGAAUCCAAAGCAGGCCAAGCCUUCCUCUAUGGUGCUUUGGCCAUUGGUGUAUUCAAAAUCACCACCUUCACCUUGAGCUACUUCUCCAUGGUUGCUGAUUUAUUCAUUCUUCCUCCAACCAACUUUGGUAAGUAUGGAGCCAAAAAGGGUAAAUGGGCUGUCGUUACUGGUGCUUCUGAUGGAAUUGGCAAGGAGUAUGCUAUCCAGUUGGCCAAAAAGGGCUUGAAUGUGGUGUUGGUGUCGAGAACGUUGCUGAAGUUGGAGGUUAUUGCCGAGGAGAUUAAAACUAAAUACGGCGUUCAAACUGCUGUCAUUGCGUUUGACGCAUCCAAGGACAUCGACGCCAAUUACGAAAGUAUCCGUGAAGUCAUUGCCGAGUUGCCUGUGACGGUGGUGAUCAACAAUGUUGGCCAAUCCCACUCUAUCCCAGUCCCAUUUUUGGAGACUGACUUGAAGGAGUUGACCGACAUUAUCACCAUCAACAACUUAGUCACAUUGAAGAUCACCCAGACUGUGCUUCCAUACAUUUUGGACACUGUUAAGAAUGACAAGAGCUCUAGAGGUUUGAUUUUGACCAUGGGUUCUUUUGGAGGUUUAUUGCCUACUCCAUACUUGGCCACGUAUUCCGGUUCGAAGGCAUUUUUGCAACAAUGGUCUGCUGCCUUGGCUGGUGAAUUGAAGCCACAUGGCGUGGAUGUGGAAUUGGUGGUGUCGUACUUGGUUACUUCUGCAAUGUCUAAGAUCAGAAGAGCCAGUGCUACCAUUCCUACUCCUAAGGCUUUUGUUGCUGCCACUUUGAGAGGAGUUGGUAAGAGAGGUGGAGCACAGGACCGUUACGCUACGCUGACUCCAUUCUGGGCCCAUGCUUUCAUGCACUUUUUCAUUGAGAAUUCUGUUGGAGUCUACUCUGGAUUAGCAAACAAGCUCAACCUUGGUAUGCACAAGAGCAUCCGUGCCAGAGCCUUGAAGAAGGCUGCCAGAAGUAAGAAGGAGACUUAG